GGGUGAUGAUAUUUAUCAGCACCAAUAGAUGUUAUUAUCACCAAAUGUCGAAAGGUUAUCAGCAAUCUCUUGUAUAUAGAAGAUGAGCGACCGCAAGAGACACGGAUGUUGAUGUGAAUAAAAUUAAAUUUUUACCUCAAGUGGAAUUUUAGGCGAAAAUGCAAGUUCAUAACAUCAUCCCUCGUGCCAUCUGUACGCUCAGCACGAGAACUCAAAUAUCCAACGCCUCCAAUAAAGCGCUCAAUCGGCGGCCUACGGCUCAAGCUUCAUUUGUUGAAGUGAUUCGCCUACGAUCACAUUUUUCACCUAUUUGCAAAUUAUACGAAGUAAAGUCGGGAUUCGGCAGAUUUGGGGCACAUUUUUCAACGAGCAUGCCUGGAAAUCUAAAGUUACUAAGCGAUGGCAUUCGCGAAGGCGACCCCGAAUUGUAUGCUAUCAUAAAGGCUGAGAAAAAGCGCCAAACUGUGGGUUUGGAAAUGAUUGCCAGCGAGAACUUCACAUCCGUUUCGGUGCUGGAAUGCUUGAGUUCAUGCUUGCACAAUAAAUAUUCAGAGGGUAUGCCUGGCAAGCGUUACUAUGGUGGCAAUGAAUUUAUCGAUGAAGUAGAGCGUCUUGCACAAAAGCGUGCACUCGAAGUAUUUCGUCUCAAUCCCGAUGAAUGGGGUGUAAAUGUGCAACCUUACUCAGGCUCCCCUGCCAACUUUGCUGUGUACACUGGACUAUGCCAACCACACGAUCGCAUUAUGGGCUUAGAUUUGCCCGAUGGUGGCCAUUUAACGCAUGGUUUUAUGACUGCAAAAAAACGCAUUUCUGCCACGUCCAUAUACUUCGAGAGCAUGCCAUAUAAAGUGGACGCGCAAACGGGUUUAAUCGAUUACGAUCAAUUGGAGGCUAGUGCUAAGCUAUUCCGGCCACGGAUAAUCAUAGCAGGCGUAUCCUGUUAUUCACGUUGUCUUGACUAUGCACGCUUUCGUAAGAUCUGUGAUGAUAAUGAUUCUUAUCUCUUUGCUGAUAUGGCUCACGUUGCCGGCCUGGUGGCGGCUGGCUUGAUUCCGUCGCCAUUUGAAUACGCCGAUGUUGUUAGCUCUACGACACACAAAACGUUGCGCGGUCCACGCGCUGGUGUCAUCUUCUAUCGUAAAGGUGUACGCAAGGUACUGCCAAAUGGCGAAAAAGUAUUAUACGAUUUGGAGGAACGCAUAAACGCAGCUGUUUUCCCAGGUUUACAAGGUGGUCCACACAAUAACACUAUAGCUGGCAUUGCCACCGCCAUGAAGCAGGCACAGUCACAAGAGUUUGUUGACUACCAAAAGCAGGUUAUCGCCAAUGCGCGUCGUCUAUGCGAUGGUUUGAUAAAGCGUGGAUACAAUAUUGCCACCGGUGGCACUGAUGUUCAUUUGAUAUUGCUCGAUUUACGCAACAUUGGUUUGACUGGCGCAAAAGGUGAAUAUAUAUUGGAAGAAGUGAAUAUUGCCGGCAACAAGAAUACAGUACCAGGUGAUAAGUCAGCAUUGAAUCCAUCUGGCAUACGAUUGGGAACACCAGCUUUAACUACACGUGGUUUAGUAGAGUCCGAUUUUGAUGCUGUUGCGGACUUCAUUGAUCGAGCAUUGAAACUGUGCGUUGAAGCAACUAAAAUAUCCGGCCCCAAAUUGGUGGAUUUCAAGGAAGUCUUAAAGUCUAACAAAGAAAUCGCAGAAAAACUGGGCAAAAUACGUCGUGAUGUUGAAGAGUUUAGCGGGAAAUUCCCACUACCGGGUCUAGAGGAUUUUUGA
Molecule: messenger RNA, 1775 nt
Organism: Rhagoletis pomonella (apple maggot)
Lineage: Eukaryota; Metazoa; Arthropoda; Insecta; Diptera; Tephritidae
Gene: Shmt
Product: serine hydroxymethyltransferase, cytosolic
Exons: 4
Coding region: 159-1775 (538 amino acids)
Biological process (GO): folic acid metabolic process; purine nucleobase biosynthetic process; L-serine catabolic process
Cellular component (GO): cytosol; cytoplasm; nucleus
Molecular function (GO): protein homodimerization activity; pyridoxal phosphate binding; serine binding
Source: RefSeq, a predicted model, not a curated record